GCAGAUGCUGAUUGGCCACACAUGUAAAUAAACCCACACAACGUAUUGAAAGGGACAGGCACAUACAAUACGUUAUUAUUUAAUUGCCUGUACAGGACUGAGUGUAUGCGCGUGUGAAGCUUUCCCGCUCUGAGUGUCCUCCCUGGCGUGUGGUGGUGGGGGCACAACACGAAGAACACAACACGCGAAGCUCAUAGACCAAUAUGGGAGUGAGGCGAUACAGUGGUACACAAUCGGAAAUACAUGACACGUCUGCGGCGCCUGUUGAAUGCACUAGCGUGUGAGGCGACGGGGUGUCCCGGACGAGGUGCUACCGCUACUGCUGGUGCUACCUAGGCCGCCACCAUGGCCGGGACGGGACAGGUGCUGGCCAAUGUAAACUUCUCGCGGUACUCAAGCGCGGUGUUCGUGGUGGCGCAGGAGGUGAUGUGGCGCGUCUUCCACUGGCUCUACCACCACCACCACCGCCACGAGCCCCACUUGUACGUGGGGGACUGCCUCCGCCGCACCCCCGGGGGCAUGAGCAGACUUGGGGCGUGGGAGAAGGCCUCCCUGUCUCGGCGGGAGGACCCAGCCAACAUGGGACAUCCCGCUGUUGUACCGGCUGCUGCAACACACUUGCGGCCUCGCCCAGGAGACUAGCACGUUUGCCUGGCACAAGCCACCCAGGGACCCGGCACAGCAGUGCCUGGAGCACUGGCUGCAUCAAAUCAAGACUGUGAGACAUACAGUGUGUCAUAACCCCACUGCCAUCAUGCACCUCACCAAUGAAGAGCUGGACACUCGCCUCAACAAUCUGUCGUGGCUGCUGUGCAACACGGUGGGGGCAGCAGGCCAGCGCUCCGCUCGACCAUCUGUCGAGGUGGAGGCAGCUGCACGUAGCAUCAGGGAAAGGCUCACCCAGAUCCGAAUCUCUGUGCCUUUAUCACUUAUUCAUCCUUUAGAGUUUGCACUGCUGGCCAGGAAGGAACAAAGGGAGCAGUGGCAUGGCCGCACCAUUUGGAAGACGCCAACAUUUGCAAUGCUGUUGCAGGGUGAGGUGGACGUGCAGAUAGAACACGGAGUGAAGGUUCUGGGCAAGGCCGUCACUGUUAACUCAUUACUCACUCAGCAGGUGAUGGUGACGAGGGUGUCAUUCAAUGAGUGGCUGCUGCAUGAGCCCCAGCUGCCAGGCGAGGUGACAUUGCAACUGGUUGUGGUGGUGGAGUGCCGGGAGGUGUUCACCUGUGACCUGACACGUCUUCUCAAGGGGAGGCUGCUGCCCCAGACCACCCAGCGGUGUCGUUCAGAGGAGGUGCUAGACCUGCUGGGAUCCCUGCGGGUGCUGUGGCUGGUGGAUGGCUCUGAGGCCACAGCACAGGCAUCCGAUGUGCUGCACCAGCUGGUGGAGCUGUGCAGCAAGGGCCACAUGGUGUUGUUCAGGGGCCACCAACACUUCCUGGAUGAAGCGGGAGUCACUCUGCCCAGACUCGAUGUAAAGAACCUCCCAUUUGGCUUCUGCAGCUUCCCUGGGGGCAGAUAGGUGGGAAGGGUGGAGGCAGAAUAUUCCUGUCAUCCAGAAGUAUGUUGUCUCAUCCUAACUUAGUGCAGGUGGUGCAGCACAUAUUCCAGAUUCAGGUGGUCCUUGGCAUUAAUCUUCAUUGUAGUUGUCCCAGUGUGUUCUGCAGAGGCUUUUUGAGGUGGUUGGCAGCUACCCUGCUGAACUCUUGCCUUUUUUUUUUUUUUUACUUGGGGAAUUGAUGGAGCCAUGCAGGCUGUGGUGCUACUGCCUUUAGUGCUGAUUAAAUUCUGGUGAGUUCAUGGAAUUAGUAAAGCAAAUCUAUAACUCGGACAGAAAAAAAUGGGAGGAAUUAGAGAAGUCAAGUUUGCAUAUCUAGAAAAAUUGUAUAAAAAGAUAUUGGAAAUGUAGAUCAGUGUAAGGGAUAAAAAAAGGUUUACUAAAGAAGACACUAAAUGCCUAAUUUGCAAUGCAGAGGUGGAAAAUCUUAAACACUAUGGUAUGCAAGGUGAGAGAAGGGAGUACCUCAAGCUGCCUCACUGUCAAGGACAUCCGGGCUCUGACCACAUUAAAUAAUAGCUUGUAUAUUUUUAUGAAACUAACAGAUUUUUCUAUAAUACCAAUGUAUGCUUGUGGUUUAAGUGAUGAAGUUGCUACUAUUUAAGUUAGUGGUUCUCAACCAUCCCUCCUGGGGGGUGGUGUGGUCACAGGAUGGGAGAAAAAAAUAAAUAAAUAAAAAUUAAAUAUAAUAAUAAUAAUAAUAAUAAUAAUAAUAAUAAUAAUAAUAAUAAUAGUGUGGUCCAAUACAAUGAUAGUCUAGCCAAGGGCUAUUUAUAUGUCUAUCUGAUUAUAUCUAUCUAUGGUGGCAUAGUUGUAGAGGGGGUUGAGUGGGUGGCACAGAGAAGAGGGUGGCCCCAACUGCAUUGAACCAGCCUUGGGAGGGCCCAGCUUGCAAAAGGUUGAAACCCCCUUUUUUAAGUUCCUAAUUUGAGUCUGCAGCUUGUAAUUGUGGACCCAAAACUGAUGGUAACACAGUGGCAGCUCAUGACUAAAAUUAGUGGUGGUGCUGCUUCAGAAGAUUUUUAGCAACUGUUUUAGUAUUAUAUAUAUAUAU
This is a messenger RNA of Scylla paramamosain (green mud crab), 2612 nucleotides long. RefSeq lists its product as uncharacterized. NCBI's taxonomy places the organism in Eukaryota, Metazoa, Arthropoda, Malacostraca, Decapoda, Portunidae. Bases 755 to 1522 code for a protein of 255 amino acids. The transcript is spliced from 2 exons. The record is from RefSeq and is a predicted model, not a curated record.